Messenger RNA from Symbiodinium pilosum, 2004 nucleotides. The record is from the annotation of a GenBank genome assembly. NCBI's taxonomy places the organism in Eukaryota, Dinophyceae, Suessiales, Symbiodiniaceae.
AUGGAACCUCACACUCGCCGUACACCACGAUCUGUGGGAACCGGACAGGAAGCAAAGCCAGAGGAUGCAGAGGAACAGCCACCGGAAAGACCGUCAUCGUCCAGUUCGAGACCCAACAACAGAGGGGAAGGACUUUGCCUGGUGUGCGCACUGGCAACAAAAGGAAGCCACACCUACCAGAAAGAAUGUGCGCGCUACGUGGCCGGGGCCACAGUGGAGCAAAUGAAGAGAGCUGCACGUGGAGGAAGAAAGGGACAUCACCGUCUACUGCUAGAAUUGGCACUGCAGAGACAAGAUGCGGAACAAGAACGAGAAGCAGCGGAGGAAGAAGCAAGACUCCCUCAACGCGCAAACGAGACGUCAUCAAGCAGCUCGAGCAGUACAACAAGCCCCCCACCGAGGAGAACAAUGACGAAGCGGAAAAGAGUCCAGCAGGAGCAGGUACUGGAACAGCUGAAGCCGCAGAGAGAAGAGAAGAAAGCUGCCUCGAUCACGACAGCAACUGGAAAGGGAAAGGCAAGUGAGACAGAGCCAGCGACAACGGAAAAAGAGGAGUCUCCAGACAUGGUGGACGAAAUUCUGGGAAGGAGAACAGGUAGCAAACAAGCAAAGAAGGAGACUGCAAAGAUGCACACCGAGGAGGAGAACCGUAACACGAAGCAGGCCCAGAGUGGGAAUACAAAGGAGAAGCAUACGCAAGAAACUGCAAAAAAGGAAGAAAGGAAGAGGGUGCCGCCUCCAGCCAGUGCCAGAGAGAGAGUGGAUGAAAGUAAAAUUGAUGAGGUGGCGGUGGCCAGACUGAAGGCAGCCAGGCUCAAACAGAUCAUUCAGACUGGAAAGGACAAUACACAGAUGAGGACAGAGCCAGAGGUCGAGACUGGAAAGGAGAACACCCAGAUGAGGCCAGGAGAAGAGACGCCUAUCGAGGAAGGCUCCAGCACAGAAGAGAUCGCCUUGGAAGAGACGAGGGACCUGGAGCAAGUGGUCUACUUGGUGCGGUGGAUGCAGCAAGAUGAUGAGCAUCGUAAACGGCGGAACUGGAAGCACAGCGAGAAAGGGAGGCUGAGCAAUGGUAAAGGUCAUUUCUACCAGACCAUUUUCCCGGGAGACUUAGGCCUAGAGAAUUUUGAUGCCGUGGCUUUCUACGACCAGGAUGUGGAGUUCCAUGGUAGUGUCGCAGCAGUGUUCCAGUGCGCCUCCUUGGGCUACUUCCUCAGCACUUCUGGGGGUGUCGGCGAGCCACUGAACAUCGGCUUCUUUGCACUUCGACCAGACAAGAGGUUGCUUCGGGCCGCCGAGAUCUUUGCUUGGAACCUCACCUUCGACCGCACGAACGGCUGGGGAGGGGCGGGCUUCAAACCUGCAGGUGGCUACUUUGUGGGAGCAGAGUGUGGUCAAGGCUACUUCCACACUCUCUAUUACCAGCGCAGUGCAAAGGCCAAGCUCGCUCUGGAUGCUGCAGAGGUACCCGGCUCUGACACUCCGCGCGGGCUGAAGAUGCGACAAAUUGAUCAAUGCAUCUGGAACUAUCAGACUGGAGGACAUUGCCCCUACAAGUUUGAUUGCGGCCUGGUGAGGGCUCACCACAAGCCCACGCAGAAGGAGCAUGGACGUGAUUGCCCCAAGCUGAAGUACAGGACAACCAUGACAACCACGGCAGCACUGGCAACCCCCAGGGAGCCCAAGCCUUGCAGUGUUGUGCAAGUUCAGAUUGGUGCCAGCUGCAAGUGUGGGGGCAUUUUUUCGAAGUCUGUCAACGUGAUGGGUCGCAUUCAGGACUGUGAGCGGUCAUCCUGCAACAACAGCGGCGAUCAGUUCAGCAUCUCCUUCAGCGAGUCCCAGGUGACCGCCACAAGAGAGGAUGCUGACGGCUGCUGGUGCGAUGGUUUCUGCAUUCUGCUGCGUUGCAUCUUAAAUUUCUCCCAGCGACGCAUUCUAUGCUUUGCUGCCGAUUGCUGGCACUGGUGGUGGUGGGUCGGCUAUAGGACCUCCGUUAUCUGCUGA